Messenger RNA from Fusarium pseudograminearum CS3096, 1392 nucleotides. RefSeq lists its product as uncharacterized. Gene Ontology annotation, cellular component: vacuolar transporter chaperone complex; fungal-type vacuole membrane. Gene Ontology annotation, biological process: vacuole fusion, non-autophagic; polyphosphate metabolic process; microautophagy. Bases 1 to 1392 code for a protein of 463 amino acids. The record is from RefSeq and is a predicted model, not a curated record. Lineage: Eukaryota; Fungi; Ascomycota; Sordariomycetes; Hypocreales; Nectriaceae. The transcript has 4 exons.
AUGAAGUUCGGGGAGCAUCUCGAGCGAGAAUCCGUUCCAGAAUGGAAUCUUCACAACCUGGACUACAACUCCAUCAAACAUGAGAUCAAGAUGCACACAACGCGCGACCAGGCCACAGCCAUGGCUAUCCCAGGACAAAAAGACGAAGCCUUAAGUCGGUUCGAAGACGGCUUGUAUAUGGAACUUGGUCGUCAGCAUGAGAGAUUACAACUAUUUGUCUCAAGCAAAGCAGACGAGAUAUCCCGCCGAUUAGAGUACCUUGCCAAGAACAUUAAUCGAUGGGCCUCAAAGAACCGAGAUGGGCUCGCUGAUGAUUCAGCAAUAAAACACCAAAGGAGGUUUACUAAAUACGAGCGCGAGCUCGUUCGCUGUGGUAGUGACAUUCACGCCCUCGAACGCUUUGUCAAUGCCCAGGCCGUUGCUUUCCGAAAGAUUACCAAAAAAUACAAGAAAUGGACUGGCUCUACGACCCUCGCAACUCGUUUGUACGAAAACAUCCUCUCCGAUCCUAAAAGCUUCACUCGUCGCGACUUUUCCUCCCUGCAACAGCGAUAUGACGACAUCACAUGCACUCUCAACGCCGCCGCUCCCGUGUUGAGUGAACCUAGCUCUCCAGAAUCAGCAGCGCACUCUUAUCGUCGUCAAUCCCUCUCGGGUUCUAUUAACUCUGCGCACCGUCACUGCGCCAAUCGUUCUCAACCUACCUUCGAUUUCUUGCCCCCAGCACAGAUAGAAGAACCUGUCAAGUACUGGAAUGAAUACGACAAUGGAAGCGAGUGCGCAGACGAUGACGGUGCAUAUGCUAUAUACAUCAACCCUGGAGAAAACACCAACUUCCCCGGAUUUGACUAUCUGCAUGGCAUCUUCACAGCACCUCUGAACAAAGCAAAGUGUUGGCUUACGCACAGUAAACCUGGAGAGCGGCAGAGUCUUCUUGGCGCAAACCAUUCGUCUUAUCAAUAUUCUAGCACAGUAUUUAAUAGCAGCGAAUCUGAUGAGGAAGCGGGAUACGCCAGUUCAGACGGUUUCCCCACAAGCGGAUACGCAACCCACUACGCUCUUCCCAGUCUCAGUCAGCAACAGGCGCACUUGUAUCGUGAAAAGACGCUGUUUUGGGGUACUGUCGGCUCCUUCGCCGUGUCGUUCCUGCUCAUACUUGUUGCCGGCACCCUCAUCUCCACCGGUCGGCAUAAACUCCGUGCCGAAGUCGAUGCAGGCGUUACUGUUGGUGUUGUCGCAAGUUUGUUUACCUCGUGUAGUGCCCUCGGUAUGACACUUUACCGGCACGACCAACUAUCCUUGCCACACCUCAUGGCAGUAUGGACUACCUUCAUCGCUUCUUGUAUCCUAAAUGGCAUGUUACUAAUCCUAGUUGUCGGAAACUCCCCGUGA